GGUGGAUUGACGAUUAUCAGUUAUAAAAUAUUUUUCUCGGUUAUUUACAAUAACAAGUAUGUAAUGUUAUUUGGGCGUGAUUCUCAGCCGACAAACAAAAUUUCUCAGAAAGUUUUAUUGUGGUUUUCAAAGUAUAAUGUGUCAUGUGGAUUGUAUUAAUCAAAAUAGUGAAGUUAUGUGAAAAGUUGCUUUCAAACUUAUUUUUUGAGAACUGUGUUAAAUCAUUUAUUUUGAGUUAUAGGAAGUAAAUAAUAGAAAACAUGGUUCCUACUCCAUUGGAGUAUAAUCCAGAUUUCUGGAAGGAUAAUAAACAUGAAAUUCAGCUGAGUUGCUUGCUCCCUAAUGGUAUUUUUGUUUUACUACAAUGCCAUGAUGAAGAUACACUAGCAGACAUAAAAGAAGAUUUAUGGGAAGAAGCAGCCAAAUAUCCUUUAUAUGGCAAACUACAUGAUGUGUCUAUAUAUAAAUUCAUGUGUAUUAAUCAUAUGUCUGAAAGAGAACAUUUAACAGAUGAAACCAAGAAAAUUAGAGAUAUAAAACCUCAAGCUUGUGUUUUAAUUAUAACAGAAUACAAAGAUUCUGCUGAGGAUGUUUUAAAUACACAAAUAGGACAUAUUAUUGGCAAACGUCUGCAUGAGUUUGAUGAGUUAAGUAGCAGUGAAGUAAAUGAUUUUCGGUUUAAAAUGCGUAAAGUGGCAGAAGAUAUUGCUAUAGAUUCCCACCAUCAAUCAUGGGAAGAACGAUUAAUGUAUCAAUUUCCGCCUAGACUAGACAAAACCAGUCUUAUUUACAAAGAUAUUCUACAUUCAAUGAAAAACAUUAACAUAGCUUCAAAAAUAGCAGUCGAGCAUAGUGAAGUGUCGGAAAAAUAUCAAAGUUCUCAUACUUUUAGUGUUUCACCUCUUAUUGUACCCUAUAGAUUGCUAGAGAUGAUUUUGGCCAAAAAGGCAAUUAUUUUAAAGGAUAAAAAUGAUAAGGCUGACAAUUAUGUGUUGAAAGUUUGUGGACAAGAUGAGUAUUUUGUAGGAGAUUAUCCUAUUGUGCAGUUUCAGUAUAUUCAGGAUUCACUGUCUAGAGAAAUUAUUCCUAUGUUGGUUAUGGUUUCCAAGGAUUCAGUUCCACUAAUCAAGUUGAACAAUCCUUCAUUUGAAAUCAACGAAAAUAAACCAAAACCGUCAUAUUCAACUUUAACAUUAAGAAAAAAAGGCAAAUAUAAAUCAUCAUUGAACAUAGAAGAACCAUUUAGAUGCACCCUGUAUACAGUAAGCCGUUUAAAUUGCGACCCAAAAAAAGUUUCAGAGGUUGGCAUUCAAGUGGGCUUGUUUCACGGCGGCAAAUCGCUGUGUCAGCCGCAAAAAACCGACGAUCGCCAAAUCAAUGAAAGUUUCGAGACCACCUUUCAUCAAGAAUUGGUUUUCGACAUUGACGUGUGCAACAUACCUCGCAACGCAAAGCUGUGUUUUGUGGUCUAUGAAGUCAACAAGUACAGUAAGGGGACCAAAAAUCGAAAAAUUAAGGAAUCGGCAAAGGAUAAUCCGAUAGCGUGGGCCAAUACUACUGUGUACGAUUUUAAAAAUCAACUUAGAACUGGUUCAAUGACUUUGUAUUUUUGGAAUUUUGCUGAGGAUAUGAUGUCAGACGAAGGAUUUCAACCGUUAGGGACGGUAGUCAGUAAUCCGAACACCGGCUACGCCACAUCCUUGACCUUGAGUUUUUACACCUAUUCCGAAGAUUCUCAAUUUAUUUUUGUACCAUCUGACUCAAAUUCAAAUUAUGAAAAGAUAGACAUUAACCCCAUAGUUCCUAACGCCAUUGAUAUUGAAAAUUGCAAAAAAAUCUUACAAGAAAUUGACAAUUCUUGCGAGAUCCACGAACAAGACCGAAAGAACAUAUGGUACAUGCGCGAAUAUUGGUUGCAAAACCAUCCGGAAGUCCUUCCGAAAUUGCUGAUGUGCAUAGAUUGGGACAAACGAGAGGAAGUGUUCGAAGUAUCGUCGCUGCUGCAAAAAUGGCCGCUAUUGCCCGUCGAAAAAUCCUUGGAACUCCUCGAUUACGCCUACGCUGAUCCGGAAGUGCGCAGCUUUGCUGUCAAAUGCCUCAAAGAUGUCAGUGAUGAAGACCUGCUCCUCUACCUCUUGCAACUCGUGCAAGCCAUAAAGCACGAGCUCUUUCUGGAGAGCGACCUGACCAAGUUCCUCAUCCAGCGCGCCCUAAACAACCAGAAAAUCGGCCACUACAUCUUCUGGCAUCUGCGCAGCGAGAUGCAAGUGGCCGCCGUCUCUGUGCGUUUCGGUCUGAUGUUGGAGGCGUACUGCAGGGGGCGUCCCGAGCACAUCCCAGUGCUGCAGAAGCAAUUGGAGGCGCACGAGAAGUUCAAAAAGGCGACGGAGAUUGUGCGCGCGCGCAAAGACAAGGAAAAAGCCAAGGCUGUAUUGAGGGAGUACCUGAGCGAAAGCGACACCAUGAAGACCAUGUCCGAUCUGCGCAGUCCGCUCGAUCCUACUUUCAGGUGUUCGAAGAUCAGGGUGGAGAAGUGCAAGUUUAUGGACAGCAAAAUGAGACCGUUGUGGAUCGUUUUCGAAAACUGUGAUAAAUACGGGGAAGAUGUUUACGUGAUAUUUAAAAACGGCGACGAUCUUAGACAGGACAUGCUGACGUUGCAAAUGCUUAGGAUCAUGGACCGCUUGUGGAAACAGGAAGGGCUCGAUUUAAGAAUGAACGCUUACAAUUGCAUAUCGAUGGAGCACCGUGUCGGCAUGAUCCAGGUGGUGUUAAACGCAGAAACGAUAGCCAACAUCCAAAAGGAAAAGGGCAUAUUUUCGGCGACGACCGCCUUCAAAAAGGGUCCCAUUUUAGACUGGUUAAGAGAUAACAACAGCACGGAAUCGGAGCUUAACAAGGCGGUAAAUGAGUUCACGCUGUCCUGCGCCGGCUACUGUGUCGCCACCUAUGUGCUUGGAAUCGCCGACCGGCAUUCAGAUAAUAUUAUGGUCAAGAAGAGUGGACAGCUUUUCCACAUCGAUUUCGGGCACAUCCUCGGCCACUUUAAGGAAAAAUUCGGCUUCAAACGUGAACGCGUACCUUUUGUCCUCACUCACGAUUUUGUCAAUGUUAUCAACAAAGGACAGAAAAACGCUUCGGAGUUUCACAAGUUUCAGGAAUACUGCGAAAAAGCCUUUAUGAUUCUCAGAAAACACGGAAACUUAAUUUUGUCCCUAUGUGCAAUGAUGAUUUCAACCGGUUUGCCGGAACUCAGCUCGGAAAAAGAUCUCAACUAUUUAAGGGAAACUUUGGUUCUUUCAAAAACCGACGAAGAAGCUUUGAGCCACUUUAAGCUUAAGUUUGAUGAAGCUCUUACAAAUUCGUGGAAAACGUCAAUAAAUUGGGCCACACAUAACAUAGCAAAAAAUAACAAGGCGUAAAUUAAAUUCUAGUAGGUUAUAAGCAGACAAAAUACUUUUAAACAAACUGGCGCAAAAUAACCGCAAUGGGCU
Molecule: messenger RNA, 3494 nt
Organism: Brassicogethes aeneus
Lineage: Eukaryota; Metazoa; Arthropoda; Insecta; Coleoptera; Nitidulidae
Source: the annotation of a GenBank genome assembly